Molecule: messenger RNA, 141 nt
Organism: Scutellospora calospora
Lineage: Eukaryota; Fungi; Glomeromycota; Glomeromycetes; Diversisporales; Gigasporaceae
Source: the annotation of a GenBank genome assembly
GCUAAUGAAGUCAGAAGAAAAUUAAAUAGAUUAGCUGGAGAAGAUUCAUAUAAUUCUCAAAAUCAAUUCCUUAGUGCUUCAAAUAUUCAAGCUAAUCCUUUAAUUUUGCACCAAUAUCCUUCUAAUAUAUCAGAAGAAUUC